Porites lobata is the source of this 510-nucleotide messenger RNA. The record is from the annotation of a GenBank genome assembly. Lineage: Eukaryota; Metazoa; Cnidaria; Anthozoa; Scleractinia; Poritidae.
AUGUCAAGUUUUCUACCGUCAAUCAAUAACGUUAGAAAGAGCUCUCUUAUUGCUGCGGAAAGAAUCUACUCAACGAAGAAUUACUUAGAAUCAACAGCAACCAAUGGACGUUUAGGGAAAAAGAGACGCGGAGAGAAGAAGAGCAAGAAACUGACAUCUUCCUCGACAGAAAAUCCUCACAAAAAAGCGGAAAGAACAAAAGAAUACUCUCGAGAACUGAAAACAAGAAACGAAAAGGCCAAAGUGGCGCGAGAAGAAAGCUUAGUUCGGCUAAAAAAUCAGAAAGAACUACGAGAGAAGGGGUUGCGUGAAAAGAAGAGAUUAAAUGAGCUGUUUUCGGUUUACGCAGCUCAACAUGGUCCUUCUUACAGAGACGGUGCGAAAGUCGUCAAACCAAAAUUCCCGGUUUUGUUAAAGAGUACCAAGAGUAGUGCUAUUUCUCGUGAAAAGAUCCCAUGUAGCCCUCUUCCAAAUUUAUCAUCUGUGAAUAGGUUAGAAUCUCAAGAAUGA